GUUACGUGAAUUACUUAUUAUAUUAUUUUUUAACUAUUUUUAUUUUUAAAUUUACAAUUUAAGUUCAUAAAAUAUUAAAAAAUUAAUUAAAGUAUAAAAAUAAAAAAAACUCAAAAAAGUUAAAAGUAAUAAAAAGGAAAUAAAAAUGGGACAAAUUAUUUGAAGAAGCAAAAUGCUUCACCUCAUAGAAAUCACUAUUUAUGAUGUUAAUUUUAAGCUAUUUUAACUUAUUUGAUAGAGGCAUCUAUUAAAAUUUAUUUUUUAUUUUUUUAGUUCUUACUUUUUGCAACUCUUGACAAACUGCACAUUUUUUUACUAACAAUUUUCUUUAUCAAUUUUGUAAACAAUAUAAUAUAAAUAAAAAAUGGUUACUCUUUUUGUUAAAUAUUUUUUCCGGGUUCUAAUUUCGUAAACAUGCUCUAAGACAAUUUACUUUAAAGAAGAAAAGUAAAAGAGUAAGAUUUUCUUUCAAUUUCAAAAUUUUACUUAGAAUGGAAAGAUGUUACCCAUGCUGUCUGUCAUUUCCCUUCAAAAAAAAUAAUAAAAGACAAUCUUCUAAUUAUAAUUUUAAACUGAGGGACGUGUUUAUUUUGGAAGGUCUCCGAAUAUGAGGUCAAACCAAAUCCAAUAUCAAAUAGGAAAAGCAAGGCAAAUUAAUGGUCAGAAGAAGAAUGCUAAAUUGCCUAUAAAAUGCUUUGAAUAAUUAAUUGACCAAAAGAGGGUUGAAAAUUAAUUAAAUAUAAAUAUUAUCCAUAAUUAGCCACAGUGGGGUGGUGGAAAUGGAAGCAGUCAUAACAGACGGCAAAUAGUAACACAACACAUUCCUUCCUUCCUUCCUUCCUAUUAUGAUUGGUUAGUGAAUUUAAUGUGUUUAAUUGACAAAGAAUUUUGAUUAAAGAUUCCUUAAGUUAAAUCCCACGUCGGCCAAAUAAUAUAAUCCAUCAAAUCACAAAUGAAAUAGGCAUGCAUAGAUUUGGCCGCAGGUUCCAUUAGUGGAAAACCCGCCAACUUCGGUCUUACCUCACCCCCCAAAACAAAAAAAACAACACCACACCAAUCUAUCUAUCUAUGUUUAACUCUCUAUUCCUCAUCGAAUUUAUGCUUUCCUAAUCCUAUCCAACCUUUUUGGACCUUAAUUAUAUCGAAACACCACUCAGGCCAUCUUUGUACAAACAAGCAAAAACUAUCCACAAUCUAAAGGAAGUUUUAGAAAGCUACCAAAUUAGUACUCGAGAUUGUUUGUACUUUAGAUGCAGCAGCAAAUGGGGCAAUUUGAUGUGGAGCAAAAGAAGAUGGAGGAGAAAUUAUAUGCAACCGAGCAUGAAAAAGACCGAGCACUGGCCGAGCUGAGAGCCAUGAGAAAGAUGAUUGAAGAGGACACCAAUGCAAAGCGCCGUGAAGAAUUAUCCAAACAGAAGAUUGAGGAGAUGCAUAGGGAGUUGAAUUCAGUCAAAGCUUCAUUAGCCAAUACUAAUGAAGAAAUGAAUAAAAAAGACAAAAUGAUCAACUCUCUUAAACUUGAACUUGAAAAGGCAAAAGGGUUGGAGCUGAAAUUGGAAGAAGAGUUGGCUUAUGUGAAAUCUUCUGAGGCUAAAACACUGGCCUUGUCAAGUGAAAGUGCGAAAAGGGUUGUUGAAAUGGAGGUGGAAGUUGAGAAAGGUAAGGAAUCAGGAACCAAAAUGUUUGAUUCCUUGAUAAGCCAGAUGAAGAAACUUGAGGAAACUCAAAUGUUGCUUGAAGAAUCAAAGGUUGAGAUUGCUUCUCUUCACCAAAAAGUAAAGACAUUGGAGAGUUCUACAGGGCAGACUGGUAUACAACAAAAUGGUCAUGUGGGGAAGGCAAUGGAGAGUUUGAAAUAUGAGCUUAAUAUGGCAAAAGAUAAUCUUGCUGAUGCAGAAGAGGUAGGCAAACAGGCUUGUUUAAAGGCCAACAGCUUGAUUAAUGAAUUGGAAUCUCUUAAAAAUGAACUGAAGUUGGCAACUGUGGCUGAAGAAAACAGCAAAAAGGCAUUAGAUGACUUAGCUUUAGCACUUAAAGAAGUGGCAACAGAAGCUAGUAGGGUGAAGGAAGAGCUUGGAUUAGCCAAGGCUGAACUAGAACACUCAAAAGGAGAGGAAGACCGUUUGAAUUUGGUUCUGAAGAGUAGUGAAGAAAUGUAUAAAAGACAUUUGGAAGAAGCAUUUAAAGAAGCCGAAAAGUACAAGAACACAGCUGAGAGGUUGAGACUAGAAGCUGAGGAGACCCUUUUGGCUUGGAAUGACAAAGAAACUGGCCUUGUUGAUUGUAUAAGAAAAGCUGAUGAGGAAAGAUCUAAUGCUGAACAAGAGAUUGCCAGAUUGGCUGAUUUGCUUAUCGAAGCCGAAAACAAGACAAGAUUAUCCAAAGAAGAGAAUAGUAAACUCCGUGAUAUACUCAAACAAGCAUUGAGUGAAUCAAAUGUGGCAAAAGAAGCCAUGUUGAUUGCUAAAGCAGAGAAUUCAGAGCUCAAGGACAGAUUGGCUGAGAAAGAAGAAUCCCUCAUUUUCAUUUCACGUGAAAAUGACAACUACAGGCUUAAUGAGGCUGCAGCUAUUGAGAAUAUCAAUGAGUUAAAAAGGUUGCUCUAUGAAGCCAGUGACCAGGAGUGUAAUAAGAAGGGAGGAGAGAAGGAAAAAACAAAUUCAAAAGUGGGGAAGACUAAGAUUGGCAAAACAUGGAGCUUUCAUCUCAAGGAGCUGAAACUCUUGAACAAAAAUGAUGAUGAAGAUGUAAGUGAAAAUGAAAUUGAUGAGGCAUUAAGGGGUUCAAUAUUUGAUGUGGUGGACUCUCCUGUUGAGGCUGAAACUGAUGUUAAUCAUCAUAGAAAGAAGUCUUCUUCUGUAUUCAGUAAUGAAGAUGAAGCAGUUAUUCAGUUGGAUGAUUUUGAUAAUCUUGAUGGAACCCAUUUUGAUGAUUUAGAGAAUGAUAGAACCUCAAGAAAGAAGAAAGCCUUGUUGAGAAGAUUUGGAGACCUUCUUAUAAGGAAAAGGAGUUUCCACAAGAAGGAACCUUCAGAGUAAAUAACUCUUCUUAUAUAUUGGUGUGUUUGUCAUGCCAUUUCUAAUUUUUGUUGUUCCCUUAUUUUAGUUCUGUACUAUUUUUAUUGUAAAUUGUUCUUUAUUAUUACUUUAUUAGAUACUACUACAAUUUUGAUUUUGUUUUUUU
Messenger RNA from Cannabis sativa, 3183 nucleotides. RefSeq names its product putative WEB family protein At1g65010, chloroplastic. NCBI's taxonomy places the organism in Eukaryota, Viridiplantae, Streptophyta, Magnoliopsida, Rosales, Cannabaceae. The record is from RefSeq and is a predicted model, not a curated record. Bases 1251 to 3038 code for a protein of 595 amino acids. The transcript has 3 exons.